This is a messenger RNA of Phragmites australis (common reed), 849 nucleotides long. RefSeq lists its product as uncharacterized. The record is from RefSeq and is a predicted model, not a curated record. The coding region runs from base 1 to 849 and encodes 282 amino acids. NCBI's taxonomy places the organism in Eukaryota, Viridiplantae, Streptophyta, Magnoliopsida, Poales, Poaceae. The transcript is spliced from 4 exons.
AUGACUUCCCCAACAAUUCAAAAGGAACUUGCAAAAUGUUGUGCAGUGGAGAUCACCAAAGCAAUAAAGGAAGAGAUGGGGGGUUGUCUAUUCUCUGUUCUUGUUGAUGAAUCUCGUGAUAUAUCGGUCAAAGAACAAAUGGCCGUGGUUGUGAGAUUUGUUAGCAAAAAAGGAGAAUUAAUUGAAAGAUUUUUGGGUAUCAAGCAUGUCACAGACACAACAUCAGAAGCAUUAAAGAGAGCAUUGGUUGAGUUGGUAGUUGUUGCCGUCUCAAGAUGUUGUUCAUCUAUUGAGGAUUUCUUCGACUAUGUGGCCUUGAUUGUGAAUACCACUAGUUCAUCUUGUAGAAGGAAGGAUUUAUUGCUUGAUAAGCAUCACAGAAAUCUUUUGGCUAAGUUGGAGAGUGGUGAGAUGUCAACAGGAAGAGGGAAACAUCAAGAAACAUCCUUGGCUAGACCUAGAGAUACAAGAUGGGGCUCUUAUUACAAGACUUUACUUCGUAUUGAAUCAAUGUGGGAUUCAGUGAUAGAAGUACUUGGUAUCGUGCAAGAGGAUGUGCGUAAUCCAUGUCGAGCAGGAGGUUUGGUGCAUAUAAUGGAAUCUUUUAGCUUCGUGCUCAUCAUGAAGAUGAUGCUGCAAAUCCUUCGCAUUACAAAUGAGCUAUCUCUUCUCUUGCAAAGGAAGGAUCAGAAUGUUGUUCAGGCAAUGUCUUUGGUUAUUGAUGUGAAAACACGUUUAAUCAACUUAAGGAACCAUGGUUGGGAGCCACUAUUUGAAGAAUCCAAAGAAUUCUGCAAUGCAAAUGAUAUUCCAAUACCAAAUAUGGAUGAAGCGGGUCAGACUAAUUAG